UGAUUCUUAAACCUCGGCCAUCCAAGGCGCAACGCAGACACAUCCACAGCAGUUCGAACGGACCGCAUACAUAACGACCGACGACAACAAGUAUGGCAUCCGCCGCGCCAGACAAGGAGAAGGACAAGUCCAAGGUGCACAAGCUGUCGCUCAAAGGAAGCGCAAAGCUUGUUGCCGAGUUUUUCCAAUACUCGAUCCAUACGAUCCUCUUCCAGCGAGGCGUUUACCCCGCCGAGGACUUCACGGCCGUCAAGAAGUAUGGCCUCAACAUGCUGGUCUCGUCCGACGACCAAGUGCGAGCCUACAUCAAGAAGAUCAUGAUUCAGCUCGACAAGUGGAUGAUAGCAGGCAAGGUUCAGAAGCUCGUCAUCGUCAUCACCGACAAGGACACAGGCGAGCACGUCGAGCGCUGGCAGUUCGACGUACAAAUACUCGGCAAGCCCAGCAAAUCCUCAAAGCCCAAAUCCAAAUCGUCAUCAUCUUCAUCAUCACAACCACAAGGGACAACCGACCAAGAAAACGCGGCCGCCUCCGGGCCCGGGAAACAACAACAACAACAACAACCAAACCAGAACCUGGAACCCUCCCGCGACAAGACAGAGGCCGAGAUCCAGGCCGAGAUCGCCGCCCUGUUCCGCCAGAUCACCGCCUCCGUCACCUUCCUGCCCCAGCUGCAGGGCGACUGCACCUUCAACGUGCUCGUCUACGCCGACGCCUCGAGCGAGGUGCCCGUCGAGUGGGGCGACAGCGACGCCAAGGAGAUUGUCAACGGCGAGCGCGUCCAGCUGCGCGGCUUCAGCACCCAGAACCACCGCGUCGACACCCUCGUCAGCUAUCGGCUGGUGGAUUGAAGCACAUUCAAGACUGGUCACAUCAAAAUGACAGCGGGAAGGGAAGGGAACACAAAGAAGGGGGAUUGGUCUUUUGCUUUUUCGUUUUUUUCCUCCCUCAUCUGAAUGGACGUCUAAUGAUUUUUGCUCUCUUCAUUCGGGAUUGGCAGGGAGUUGAGGAGUUGGAGUGGAAGGACAGGAAAGUAAACAGGCUCAACAAGCAGUGGAUAAUCGGAACGA
Thermothelomyces thermophilus ATCC 42464 is the source of this 1070-nucleotide messenger RNA. RefSeq lists its product as uncharacterized. Gene Ontology annotation, cellular component: cytoplasm; nucleoplasm; kinetochore. The transcript is spliced from 4 exons. Bases 93 to 851 code for a protein of 252 amino acids. The record is from RefSeq and is a predicted model, not a curated record. Lineage: Eukaryota; Fungi; Ascomycota; Sordariomycetes; Sordariales; Chaetomiaceae. Gene Ontology annotation, biological process: mitotic spindle assembly checkpoint signaling.